AUGACUUACAAUUUAUCCGAAACUCACAAACAGAUGGUCAUGUCUCAUUUAAGUGAGACUGAUCCUGAAUUGGACCAAAUGAUUAAAGAUGAAAUUGACAGACAAAGACACUCAAUUGAUUUGAUUGCUUCCGAAAAUUUCACAUCUACAUCUGUUUACGAUGCCCUUGGUACUCCAUUAUCUAACAAAUACUCUGAAGGUUAUCCAGGCGCUCGUUACUACGGUGGUAAUGAACAUAUUGAUAGAAUUGAGAGAUUAUGUCAAGAAAGAGCUUUAGCAGCCUUCCACGUCACUUCAGACAAGUGGGGUGUUAAUGUGCAAACUUUAUCAGGUUCUCCAGCCAAUCUACAAGUAUAUCAAGCUGUAAUGAAGCCUCAUGAAAGAUUAAUGGGCCUUUACUUACCAGACGGUGGUCAUCUUUCUCAUGGUUAUGCCACUGAAAACAAGAAAAUUUCUGCAGUUUCCACCUAUUUCGAAUCAUUCCCAUACAGAGUCAAUCCAGAAACUGGUAUAAUUGAUUAUGACACCUUAGAGAAGAAUGCCAUUUUAUAUAGACCAAAAGUCUUGGUUGCUGGUACUUCUGCUUAUUGUCGUUUGAUCGAUUAUAAGAGAAUGAGAGAAAUUGCUGAUAAAUGUGGUGCUUACUUGAUGGUUGAUAUGGCCCACAUUUCAGGUCUUAUUGCUGCAGGCGUCAUCCCAUCUCCUUUUGAAUAUGCUGAUAUUGUCACUACCACUACUCAUAAAUCCUUAAGAGGCCCAAGAGGUGCAAUGAUUUUCUUCAGAAGAGGUGUGAGAUCCAUCAAUCCAAAAACAGGAAAAGAGGUGUUAUAUGACCUUGAAAAUCCAAUCAAUUUCUCUGUCUUCCCAGGUCACCAAGGUGGUCCACACAACCAUACUAUUGCUGCCUUAGCUACUGCUUUGAAACAAGCGGCAACCCCUGAAUUCAAAGAAUAUCAAGUACAAGUUAUGAAAAACGCGAAAGCACUAGAAACUGAGUUCAAGAAAUUAGGUUACAGACUAGUCUCUGAUGGAACUGAUACUCAUAUGGUACUUGUCUCCUUGAGAGAAAGAAAAGUUGAUGGUGCCCGUGUCGAGGCGGUCUGUGACAAAAUUAAUAUCGUCUUAAACAAGAACUCUAUUCCAGGCGACAAAUCUGCUUUAGUUCCAGGCGGUAUCCGUAUUGGUUCACCAGCGAUGACUACUAGAGGUAUGGGCGAGGAUGAUUUCAAGAGAGUUGUUGAUUAUAUUGAUAAGGCCGUUAAGAUUGCCGAAAAAACUCAAGCAUCCUUACCUGAGGAUGCCCAUAGAUUAAAGGACUUCAAAUCUGCCGUCAACCAGGAUAAUGAAGAGCUAACUGCUUUGAAGAAAGAAAUCUACGACUGGGCUGCGAAGUACCCAUUAGCUACUAGAGAGUAA
Molecule: messenger RNA, 1416 nt
Organism: Kazachstania africana CBS 2517
Lineage: Eukaryota; Fungi; Ascomycota; Saccharomycetes; Saccharomycetales; Saccharomycetaceae
Gene: SHM2
Product: glycine hydroxymethyltransferase SHM2
Exons: 1
Coding region: 1-1416 (471 amino acids)
Biological process (GO): tetrahydrofolate interconversion; L-serine catabolic process; folic acid metabolic process
Cellular component (GO): cytoplasm
Molecular function (GO): zinc ion binding; serine binding; glycine hydroxymethyltransferase activity
Source: RefSeq, a predicted model, not a curated record